UUGGAUGGCGCCGGCUAGGGGAGCGGCGGAGGCGUCGGGCAGACGGGACGGCGCCAUCGAGGGCGGAUGGGGUGGGGGGUUGCGGCGCUGAAUCGCGUACCCUAGGAGGAGGCUGGCUAACGAGCCCAGCCACAUUCAGUCCAGCCGUCAUCUUUUAGUUCAUCCGAACAGGCCGCAAGCCGCCAUUACAGCCACGCCGAAUCGCCGAUGUCGAUGCUCGCAUCGCCGCCGGCGAUCUCGCCGGCGCGGCUGCACAAGCUGGUGACCUCGCAGCCGGACCCGCUCCUCGCGCUGGAGCUCGUCACCGUCACCUCCCCGACCACCACGCCGCACCCUGCCACGCUCCACUCCCUCCUGCUCCGCCUCGCCCGCCGCCGCGACCACCUACCCCACGCGCUAGCGCUCCUCCGCCGCCUCCCGGACCCGCCGUCCCCGCGCCUCCUGCUCCCGGUCCUCCUCGCGGUGCUCCGCCUCCGCCGCCCGCCUCAGCUCUUCCUCUCCACCUUCAACUCCCUCUUCGUCUCCGGCCCCAGCCCCCUGCCGCUCCACCCUCAGCUCCUCCUCCGCCUCCUCAGCGUCCUCUCCUCCACCGCCUCCCACUUCCCGUCCGCGCUACACCUUCUCCGCCUCGUCUCCUCGCGGCUACCCAUCCCCGCGCCACUCGUCCUCGCCUCCCACAACUUGCUAAUCGAGGCCGCCGCUCGUUCCGGUCACGUCGCCGUUUCACUCUCCCUCUUCCACCGUCUCCGCUCACUUAAUGUAUCCCCCAACGCCGACACCUACCGCAUCCUUACCCAAUUACUCUGCCGCAAGGCUCAGGUCCGCACUGCAGCUACACUGCUCGACGAAAUGCUGCACAGGGGCAUCCCCGCGGAUCCGCUGGCGUACACCACCGUGCUGAAUGCACUGUGCCGCAAGAAGCAGCUCCGAGAGGCGUAUCGCUUGCUCUGUCUCAUGCGAGGCCGUGGAGUUCCCCCUGACAUUGUGCAUUACAACACGAUCAUUGUUGGGAUGUGCCGCGAGGGGCGGCCACUGGAUGCCUGCAAGGUUGUUGGUGAUAUGGUGGAGAGUGGAUGCAAACCAAAUGCAGCGACAUAUGCGACAUUGGUGAAUGGGCUGUGCGUAAGCGGAUUAUAUGAAAAGGCGGAGGCUUACCUGGUGGAUAUGGUGGGUAAAGGGCUUGUGCCACAUUUCUCUGUGUUUCACUCAGUUAUCAAGGGUUAUUGUGCAGUUGGCAAAGUUAAGGAGGCUGCACAAAUCAUGAGUUUGAUGCUUGAUCUUGGAGUGGUUCCACAUGUUGAGAGCUGGAGUUCAGUGAUCAGGUGUGUUUGUAACGAUGAGGACUGUAUUGAGGCAGUAUUGUUGCAGAUGGUGACAGGAAAGCGGCGUGGUUCAAGCACAAUCUCUCGGAGUACCUUAAAAUGAGAUCUCGUGACAGAUGCAAAACAAAGAAGCACUCUUCAAUUUCUGCUGGAUAUAAAGAAACAUUUCUGCAAGAAAAUUGUAGUAGGUACCUUGAAACUGGAGGGCAUGACCAUUUUUCUUCUUAAAUGCCUCUAGUGUAGUGUGGGAGCGUUAUCCAGUUUGUCUUGCUGGUUAGCUUCAAAGAAGAUAAACAUUUUGGUGUGUCUGAGUUGGAAACAUUUUGCCAAUCCUCAUUGGCUUCUGGCAAGUGUGGUUUUGAUCAACCAUCGAGGAGAUAACACAGCAAAAAUACAUUGCAUUCAUGCACCAAGAGUGUAAGAGAUCUUAUGCACGGGGCUUCAGCUGCUGCUGAAGUGAAGUUUCAUCUUAUUACUGGAUUUAGAAAGAAGCUUGUACAUGUUCUCUGAGAGAAAUAAAACCUGCAUUUAUCAGCAGGAAAUCUAUUCAUCAACAUUUGCUUCUUGUGGGGAGGGGUGGACAUUACAGGAAUAAUAUUUGUUUUUUCUUGUGAAAUUACCAAAUAUCAUGAAUAAUCAGUUGUGAGGUCUGCAAA
Panicum virgatum (switchgrass) is the source of this 1978-nucleotide messenger RNA. RefSeq names its product pentatricopeptide repeat-containing protein At4g01400, mitochondrial. Bases 208 to 1425 code for a protein of 405 amino acids. The transcript has 2 exons. Gene Ontology annotation, molecular function: protein binding. Lineage: Eukaryota; Viridiplantae; Streptophyta; Magnoliopsida; Poales; Poaceae. The record is from RefSeq and is a predicted model, not a curated record.